UCUCCACGCGCCUCCUGGGUUCCAGCCAUGAAGCCCCCCUCAGGGUUAGAAGAGGCCCGCCGGCCAGCCUCAGAUAUCCGUGUGUUCGCCAGCAGCUGCACGCUGCAUGGACUUGGCCAUGUCUUUGGCCCUGGUGGCCUGACCCUGCGCCGCGGGCUGUGGGCCACAGCCGUGCUCCUGUCGCUGGCAGCCUUCCUCUACCAGGUAGCUGAACGGGUGCGCUACUAUGGGGAGUUCCACCAUGAGACGAUCCUGGACGAGUGUGAAAGCCACCGGCUCACCUUCCCAGCUGUCACUCUGUGCAACAUCAACCCACUGCGCCGCUCACGCCUUACACCCAACGACCUGCACUGGGCUGGGCCCUCACUGCUGGGUCUGGACCCUGCUGAGCACACUGCCUUCCUGCGCUCCCUGGGCCGGCCCCCUGCACCACCCGGCUUCAUGCCCAGUCCCACCUUUGACAUGGAGCAGCUCUACGCCCGAGCUGGCCACUCCAUUGAGGACAUGCUGCUGGAUUGCCGCUACCGAGGCCAGCCAUGUGGGCCGGAGAAUUUCACUGUGAUCUUCACCCGGAUGGGGCAGUGCUACACAUUCAACUCGGGUGCCAAUGGGGCAGAGCUGCUCACCACCCCCAAGGGUGGUGCCGGCAAUGGGCUGGAGAUCAUGCUGGAUGUGCAACAAGAGGAAUAUCUGCCAGUGUGGAAAGACAUGGAGGAGACCCCGUUUGAGGCAGGGAUCAGAGUGCAGAUCCACAGCCAGGAGGAACCCCCCAUCAUCGACCAGCUGGGCUUCGGGGCUGCCCCCGGCUAUCAGACUUUUGUGUCCUGCCAAAAGCAGCAACUGAGCUUCCUGCCACCGCCUUGGGGCGACUGUAGUUCCGUAUCUCUGGACCCCGACUUUGAGCCGGAGCUCUCGGAGGAUCCCCUGUCCCCCAGUCCCAGCCCCAGCCCCAACCCUCCCUACAGCUUAAUGGGGUGUCGCCUGGUCUGCGAGUCCCGCUACGUGGCUCGAAAGUGCGGCUGUCGAAUGAUGCAUAUGCCUGGCGGCGCGCCGGUGUGCAGCCCCCAGCAGUACAAGGACUGCGCCAACCCGGCCCUGAACGCCAUGCUGCGGAAGGACGCGUGCGCCUGCCCCAGCCCUUGCGCCAGCACGCGCUACGCCAAGGAGCUCUCCAUGGUGCGGAUCCCCAGCCGCGCUGCCGCCCGCUACCUGGCUCGGAAAUACAACCGCAGCGAGGCCUACAUCGCGGAGAACGUGCUCAUUCUGGACAUCUUCUUUGAGGCCCUUAACUUUGAAACAGUGGAGCAGAAGAAAGCCUAUGAAGUGUCAGAGCUGCUCGGUGACAUUGGGGGUCAGAUGGGGCUGUUCAUCGGGGCCAGCCUGCUCACCAUCCUUGAGAUCCUAGACUACCUCUGUGAGGUGUUCCGAGACAGGGUCCUGGGGUAUUUCUGGAACAGAAGACGCUCCCAGAGGCACUCCAGCACCACUCUGCUUCAGGAAGGGCUGGGCAGCCAUGGAACCCAAGUUCCCCACUUCAAUCUGGGCCCCAGGCCCCCCACCCCGCCCUGUGCUGUCACCAAGACUCUGUCUGCCUCCCACCGCUCCUGCUACCUCGUCACCCGGCUCUAGACAUGCUCUGUGUGACCUCGGGGCCACACUUUGACAUCCUGAAUGCCCUGCCUGCACAUCUUUGCUAUCUUCAUCCCAAAUAAAGCUUUAAUGUUUCUGC
Molecule: messenger RNA, 1729 nt
Organism: Ictidomys tridecemlineatus (thirteen-lined ground squirrel)
Lineage: Eukaryota; Metazoa; Chordata; Mammalia; Rodentia; Sciuridae
Gene: Asic3
Product: acid sensing ion channel subunit 3
Biological process (GO): sodium ion transmembrane transport
Cellular component (GO): plasma membrane
Molecular function (GO): ligand-gated sodium channel activity; pH-gated monoatomic ion channel activity
Source: RefSeq, a predicted model, not a curated record